Messenger RNA from Carassius auratus (goldfish), 1924 nucleotides. RefSeq names its product TRIO and F-actin-binding protein-like. NCBI's taxonomy places the organism in Eukaryota, Metazoa, Chordata, Actinopteri, Cypriniformes, Cyprinidae. The coding region runs from base 208 to 1812 and encodes 534 amino acids. Gene Ontology annotation, molecular function: actin filament binding. The transcript is spliced from 12 exons. Gene Ontology annotation, biological process: positive regulation of substrate adhesion-dependent cell spreading. The record is from RefSeq and is a predicted model, not a curated record. Gene Ontology annotation, cellular component: actin cytoskeleton.
UAGUCACGCGCGGAUAAUUUAAAGUUUUCGUACACGUUCUAUUUAUGUUUAAUGCAACAUUUUCUUAAAUGAGCGCGAAUUUGUAUUUAUUUAAUGCACGACUUUGUGGUUGUGCGGAUACGCGUUUCUGUGACACUUCGAACUUGCGUGAAUUGAGCAACUAAAGUAGAUUCUUUCCUAUUUCAUGUCUGCUAUAACCGGAUACCCAUGUCGCUUGAUCUUCCGCUCUGUAAAAAGGGAUGGAUGUAUAUGCUGGAUGAAGAUGAAGAGUGGAGGAAGCACUGGUUCGUGAUCUCUGAUUCAGGAUUGAGAUACUAUAGAGACUCUGUGGCUGAAGAGAGAGAUGAGGCAGAUGGGGAGAUUUAUUUACGUCACUGUCUGCGAGUGGAGGAAUUCGAUGCCGAUAAAAACUAUGGACUUCAACUGCAUAUGCGUCAUGGACUGGUGACCCUGUCAGCGAUGACCUCCAGGAUCAGGAGGAACUGGAUCGACACACUCAGGAGGAGAAUAUCGUUCAGGGAUUCGGCUGAAAGCAUCCGACACCCAGACAACAGUGACAUCAGCGACAGAGAGGACUCUGAUUCCCAGAAUGCACCUCUCACACCCCAUGACCCGGGGUCAGAUGUUUGCGGUCCGUAUCAGGAUGAACCCCGCAUGACGUCCUCACCGUUACCCAACCGGCGGGAAGCCGGCGAGGGCCGCGACCGAGAGCUUGAAAGACGUCUGGAGGGCCGAACCAAGUGGUUCCAGGAGGGAGUUUCUGACAGGGAGGGCGAAGACCCCUGGGACAAGGUGGAGUUGAAGAAGGGUGUCGUGACUCCAGUGAUUUUGACCCGGCCGCAGGUUCCUGACGCUCAGACCGGGCCAGACAUCGAGAGCAAGUGGGCCGACUUUGAGCAGCUUCCGAUCGGAGAGAAAAGGUCCCCAGCUGGUGUCCAGAACCCCCAAACAACAAAUGUGGGUCUUCAGGGGGAGGUGGUGUCUCUGAGGCAGCAGAUCGAGGCUCUCCGUCAGGUCCGUGUGGCUGCUGGUGUUUGUGGUCCUGAUGCUCCCUGCGCUCUGAAGCUGGAGCAGCUGGAGAGAGAGCACAGGGAGAGACGGCAGAAGAUACACGACGAGCACGAGAGAGAGCGCAGAGAGAUGGAGAGAGAGAAACAGAGACUGCUGCAGGAGGAAGCCAAGAACGCAGUGCAAGCGAUGGAGGCUCUGAGGAAAGCUCAUCGGGAGGAGAUUGAGAAGCUGAAGGCUCACGGAGGAGAGACCACAGACCCCUCCGUCAGACAACAGCUGUGCGAGUCGCUCGCUCUGCAGCAGGAGUUGGACGGUCUGUCAGAGCGAUAUUCCCAGCAGUGCGUGGAGCUCAACCGCAUCCAGAGCAACACCGAAGAGAGGAACGGAGAGAUCCGACAGAAGGAGAGAGAGAUGGAGCAGCUCCGGCAAGAGAACCAGGAACUGCAGGAUCGUCUGACGGAGGAGAUAAGUCUCAUGCGAUCCUUCAUCACAGGUCAGAGGUCAGGAGUAGUUCCCCUCGGCAGCUACGAAAGGAGCACCUCCGAACUAGAGAUGUUACUGAAGGUGAAGGAGAGCGAGGUGGAGUUUCUUCACAAGGAGAUCAGCUGUCUCAGGAAACAGGUCCAAACUCUUACUAAGGAGAAUGAAGCGUUGAGCGAGCGCUAUAAACAGGUGUAUGUGGAGCUGGCUGAAUUACGGGGCCGCAGUGAGAGAGACAUCAAUGCACUUAAAGAGCACCUCAAACUCACUGACGCUGCACUGGAGGAGGGGCGUCUCCUAGGCAACAGCACCGACCAAUGAGAGCACAGCAAGAGGGCAAAUGAGACAGAUGGGCUGCACUAGUUUCUCCAUCUCCCUUAGGUCAUGUGUAGACAGGAUACUGUGUUAUGUGAAGCUCUUUUUUAUCUUGUUU